AUGGAGAACAGCGCGAGUACCAGAACGAGCGGCACGCACAUGGAGUUCGAUGAAAACAGCGGCAGGACGCUGAGCCAGCCUGGCCCGUGGUACGAAGUUCUCAAAGAAAGAAAAAGCCAGAAAACAGCGGAUGAGAACCGCAUAAAAGGAAACAGCAAGGCGAACAGCGCCCAGAAUCUAAAAGAAGAGACGAGUGGGCUGACCAACCCAAAGAUGCAACCGACCACCAACCAACUGCAGCAACAGCGACGCGGGGACCGAAGAACCCGCGGAGGCAACAACACGCCACCAAGGAAACGCAUGUUGCCACCAUUACCAGAGGAUGAAUACAAGGUAGUAUACAGACCAAGAACGGGCCUCAAGCUUUCUUCGUGGUCUGAUAAAAGCCUCACGCAAGGCAUCGCCACAGCAGGCGGUUUUCCAUUCAAAGACUUCUACUCGAAUGUGACGAUCCAGACGCAAUGGGCUCAGAACUUGAUCAUCGCAAGUACUGCGGAUGAGGACUACGCCAUGAAGCUGAGCAUGAUCACCCAGAUACAGCUAGGCGCGGCCUUGUACGAACUCAUGCCUUACCUAAAACCGCUCCCGGGCACCGUACGAGGAGUGGUGCACGGAAUAGAAGCAGGAACAACAGAAGAGGAACUUAAAGAACUUAUCUCAGUCAACGGCUACAGCAUUCCGCACGCAAGAAUGCUCGGAAAAUCCAGCUCGGCGCUACUCACGUUUGAGGGACCGCACGUGCCAUUCUACGUGAAAGCGGGUAGCGUGUUCACCCGAUGCCGGCCCCACCGCAGAUCCGUGCAGUACUGCAGAGCCUGCGGGAAUGUCGGCCACAGACAGGACGUCUGCCCCAACCCGGACACAAACAGGUGCAACCGAUGCGGAGCGGAAAAUCCUCAAGACAAUCACGAGUGUCAGCCUAAGUGCAAGCUGUGCUACCAACCCCACGAAACGGCAAGCAAGGAAUGCCAGAAACGACUCAAACCAAGUCCCCCACCGUUACACGUGAGGGAAAGAAGCAAAUCGCAAACUAAACAAGCCGCUUGGACGGGAGUUGCAAACGACCGCCCUUUCGAGCAGCAGCAACGGACGUCAUUGCCGCAGGACAGAGUGAAAACAACGAAAAAAAAAGCGAAGGCUAGGGAACAGGCCCUAGAGCAGAAACUGCAACAGUUUAUAGAGCAGAUGCAGAAACAGCAGCAACAACUGCCGCAAAUACCGCCGCGAGCUCCGACACCUCUGCCGGAGGACCUCGAACAAAAAAUGGAAUAUCACAUAAACAAAUUAGAUGAGAGGAUCGAUCAGAAGAUUGAUCAGACAAUGAGCCAGAUGACAAAAGCGGUUGAACAUAAAAUGAACAAAAUGAUGGAAACCGUGAAUAAGGUCUUUGAAAACGUUAAUCCAACCAUCAUCCAAAUGAGUACGACCCUCAACGCCAAGAUUGAUCGAAUGGGGGAGACCCUCAAUGCCCAGAUGGGCAAGAUGGGUGAUGAGCUCAACCAACGUAUUUCCGACCUUGAGAAGGAAAGGGAACAAGCCCGAAAAAAGCCGAAAACGUCGCCAGGAGGAGAUGCGCUGACAGAAGAAACGAUCAGAACCCACAAUGGAGACCUUCAUCAACCGGAUAUCAUCGCGCUACAAGAAACAGAAACAGACACCAUAAAGAUACGGGGCUACGAGACACACAUAGCCGAAGGAAGAAACCGGACAGCCAUCCUCACCAAGAAACACCACACAACACAACAACACCAAAUCAGCCACAGAAUUGAGCACACUUUGAUAGAGAUGAUACCACAAAAGAAGACAUUACAGAGUCUAUUUAUCCUGAAUGUUUACAGCCCGCCCUCGGACAACCUAAGGGACUUGGACAAGUUCCUGAGGGAGGUAAAGAAAGUUACCAAAGGGCAGAAGAUACUCGUAGUUGGGGACUUCAACGCACCGCAUGUAGCCUGGGGAUACCACAAAACCAACAAGAAGGGCACGGAUGAAUUCGAUCACUAUAUAAUUCAAACCGAACUCCGACACAACAAGACUCCAUUGAGAACGGGACAAGCGAAGAUCACGGACUGGACCGCGUUCCGAAAGGUGGAACACCCAGCGGACAUGGACGAUAUUGAAGAAUGGACCAGGCAAGUGAUGGAAGAGGUAACCAAGCACACCAAGACGAUACAACUCACUUCGGACAACCCUGAAGUUGACCCGCACUUACUCCACCUCUGGGAGGCCCGACAGGGCCUCCUAAAAAGAUGGAAGAAACAAAAGAGAAACCGCAAGCUCAAGGUCCGCAUUGCCCUGUUGACCAGGGAAGCUGAGGAGUACGCAGAGAAACUCGGAAUACAAAACUGGAAUCAGCAAUGCGACCGGCUACAGGGUACCCUGAGCAAACGCAAAACAUGGGCAAUACUUAGGUCGCUGCUGGCAAAGACGGAGUCAAAGAAGGUCACGUGCCAACAUAUUCAACGCCUCAUCCACAACUAUCAGGGUUCAGAGGAAGACGUGCUCGAAGCCAUCACUGAAAAAUACAUUGGCAACCAACAACAACAGAAGACGACGAUCACUCACCUGGACUACGAGGGAAUAUCCAACCCAGAGUUGGAUCAACCCUUCAGCAGGGCAGAGAUAGUGGCGGCGCUCAGGAACUUGACGAGAAACACGACCCCAGGAAGGGACAGAGUUAACAACAAGACGCUCCGUAACCUAGACGACAGAGCCACGGAGUGUCUCCUUAAGCACAUCAAUGAGAGCUGGGAGACCGGGAAGAUACCGGCAUGCUGGAAACACGCGGAUGUGACAAUGAUCCCAAAACCGGGCAAACCGAUCACUGUGCAGAACCUGAGACCAAUAUCCCUCACAUCGUGUGUGGGGAAGCUAUUCGAGCACAUGGUACACAACAGACUAUCCCCGUAUCUCGAGGAGAACGAAUUCCUCCCUAACACGAUGUUUGGAUUCAGACCUCUUCUAUCGACCCAAGACAUCCUUCUUCAACUCAAAGAGGAUGUAAUAGACAACCUCAGCACGCAGCACAAGAGCGCAAUUCUAGCAUUGGACAUCAAAGGGGCGUUUGACAACAUCUCCCACAGUGCGGUGCUAGACAGCUUACAAAGGACAAACUGCGGCCAAAAGACUUACAAUUUCGUCCGUGACUUUCUCACAGACCGGACAGCGACCAUAGGCCUGGGAAACCUAAGGACCGAACAGAUCAAGGCUCCACAAAAGGGAACCCCUCAGGGAUCGGUGAUCUCACCGUUGCUUUUCAAUAUUGCAAUGAGGGGUCUACCGCUCCUUCUAAAAGACAUUAAAGGUCUCAGCCAUGCAAUCUACGCGGACGACCUUACCAUAUGGACGACGUCGGGGUCGGCAGGAAUGCAGCAAGACGCUCUGCAAGAAGCGGUGAACAGGACCGAGAGAUAUUUGAAAAAUUGUGGUCUCUCGUGCGCUCCGGAUAAAUCGCAACUUUUGGUGCUAAAAAAGAGGGCGAGAGGUCGUCCUCCACCGGAAACACCAGACCCCGUACUAACUCUACAUGAAGAUAACAUCCCACAAGUCGACGUGCUCCGUGUCCUGGGAGUAGUAUUUCAGAAGGAUGGUGCAGGGAUCGCCACAGUGCAAAAACUCCAAGAAACAGUCACACAAGUUACUCACCUAGUAAAACGGGUAACGAACAGAAACCACGGCCUCAAGGAGCAAGACACUUUGAGAAUCAUUCAAGCACUCGUCAUCAGCAGAAUAACGUACGGGACCCCGUAUCUGGGGCUCAAAAACAGCGAGCGCGAGAAGAUUAACACACUCAUUCGCAAGACAUACAAACUGGCCUUGGGGCUCUCCCCAACAACCUCCACAGAGAAACUACUCCGAUUGGGUAUACAUAACACAUGGGAAGAGCUGGCAGAAGCACACAAGGCGAGCCAGUUUGAAAGACUUAAAGGGAAGCAGGACGGGCAGGGACUGGGCUACGCAAUCGAAGACGAGUCAAGAAGUAAGCAAAGGAUUCCAUUACAACUAAGAGACAAUAUCACAGUUGCAUCCAUUCCUCGCAACAUGCAUCCAGAACACAACAAAGAACGACGAAUGGCAAGAGUGAGAGCACUGAGAAAGACCUACGAGAGAGACGAUGACCGCGUGCGGUACACAGACGCAGCGAAAUACAAGGGAAAGAAAGCACACGCGAUUAGCGUGGUAAACAACAAGGGAGAAGAAAUCGCGGCGGCCUCCGUGAGGACCCCAGACACGGACUCAGCAGAGGAGACAGCAAUCGCUCUUGCGGCGACGACAGGCAAGGAACUCCUCACGGUAAUAACAGACUCACAAGCCGCCUGCAGAAAUUACCAACUAGGCCGAAUAUCACGAUUGGCCCUCGAAACGUUAAAAAAAAAUCAAGAUCCCCCCGAAAUAGUCAUAGUCUGGACCCCAGGACAUGAAACCCUAGCGGGUAAUCUAGCGGCGCAUGCCGCUGCCCGAGAACACUCUCUCCGGGCUACCUCGCUGGGCGACCGUGCUCCAGCGGAUACAGACGAGGGCGUUCCAAAAAGAUACACCGACAUUCUAGCGCAUUACAGACUAGGGAGGAGAACCUACCCUCCCCCACACCCUACAAUAUCCAGAGAGGACGCCGUGACACUUAGACAGCUACAAACUAACACUUUCCCGCACGGCACAUUAUUUCACGCAAUGUACCCAACUCAAUAUGACUACGACUGUAAAAAUUGUCGAGUGCCUAACACUCUCUACCAUAUGGUAUGGGAG
Molecule: messenger RNA, 4743 nt
Organism: Ixodes scapularis (black-legged tick)
Lineage: Eukaryota; Metazoa; Arthropoda; Arachnida; Ixodida; Ixodidae
Molecular function (GO): catalytic activity; nucleic acid binding
Source: RefSeq, a predicted model, not a curated record